GGACUGCUGGCCUGAAGGCCCUGGAGCUUAUUGUAAUGGUCUGUACACUUUAUGAAGUGGGACUCUUUAGGAGAAUCAUAGUGGAACAUUUUACUUGUUGAUGAAGCCCCCCCACCCAGCCAUUGCACCUUUACGGUUGCUACAUAUAUGCUAAGUGCUGACCUCUGACAAUGAUCUUGUAAAGAGAUGAUCAAGUUUUCAGCAACGGAAAGCAUCGACCGUAUGAAAAACAUUUUCAAGUCUCACCUGCAUCAAAGCACAACCAGUAUGGAAACUGUAAUGAAUUGGAUGCAUGGGAAAAAAGCUGGAGAUAGAAAACAUUCUGCUUGGAGAAAAGUGUGUAACACAUGGUUCAAAACAUGGUUCAAUAUAUUUGAAGUCAGGAUUGUAACCCGUGAAUCUUCUUUUGAAAGAAAAGAAUGGAACCCUUGGAGGGAUUGGUGUCAGUCUUGGGAAGAAUUUCAGUCUUCUGAAGAAAAGCCACCAAAAUCUGAAAAGCAGAAAGCAGCUAUAUUUUCAGAAAUGUUUCACAUAGCAAAACUGACCAGAGAUAAAUUAGAAGACGCGAAAGCCAUGAGAACAUAUCUGGAGCAGGUAAAAGACGAGAACAAAAAUUUGAGAACCCAGAAUUUGAUCUUGAAAGAUAAAUGUGAGGUGCUUCAAUGUAAAUUAGAUGCAGAAAAACAGAUAAGAGAGGAGAAUGACCGCUUUAAUAACUACAUUGUGGAGAAGGAAGUCAAGCUCAGAAAAGAACUUGAGGUUGAGAAGCAGAACUUGAAAUUUCAAGUCCAAGGGAAGGAAGAAGAAUUUCGGCAAAUGCAAGCCAAGCUUACUGAACAUGAAAAAGAACUUGAUCGUCUUCAAGGUCAGUUGGUGGAACGUAAAGAAAAAGAUUUUUGCCAGUUCACCUAUAACCAGUUUGUUAUUGGUGGCUGUAAAUGCAACCAACCUACUCGUUAUGCCCAGAUCGAAAAUGGAGAGGGAGAGAAACGGUUAGAUCUAGAUUAUAUUAGGGACGUUUCUAAUAGGCUUGGGAAAGUCACCAUCUUCAAUGUUUUUGAUUGGCUGUGUAGUUUUGAGGAAGAAUACAAGAUUUGGCUUUGGAGUGGAAAAGAUGUUGAACAGAUUCUACUCAGGUGCAUGAAUACAAGCACCUUUUCUUCAUUACCUUUGAUGGUGAGAACAUGUCAAACUACUUUGCUCGAUAUCUGCAAACACCUAGCUGAAAGGUUCAUUCCUGACCUGGAUGGAAUACUGGACACAGAAAAAAUGAGGGAGGGUGACGAUGUGUUGCAAUAUUUUCAUCGUAUGUGGAUGAUAUACCGCAUUACAGAAAACCCAGAUUUCGCAAAUAAGGAUGAUUUAAAAUACAUCAAUGCCAUCUGUCAAGGCCUUCUCCCACACUUAUAUGAAGAGUUUCGAACAUUUUGUUUUGAAGAUUAUGAGGACUUAGAAUGUGCUGUACUCUCGGCUGAGUAUUCAUGGUCGGUAUCAGAAAAGUAUAGUCAAAAUUGGUAUAAGAAGACAUAUAGAGCGGGACCUGGAUGUCCUUCACGCUAUCGGAUAUGGAACAGGUUACAAAAAUAUAAUGUUCCUUAUGAAAACAUCCACAAUGCUCCUUACUGGGAACUUUUGGUGUACUUGAGCAGAUUUGAAGAUCUUGAAACAGGGAAGCCAAGAUGAAUUGCAAAGAGUAUAAAAAUACCCAAAGACAUGUUCCUACUGAUCACCCAAUCAGAGAAGAUUUUAUGUUCUGAUUUAUCACUUUAAAACAAAAUGGUACAUUGAAAAAAAUCCAAGCCUAUGAAUGCACACCACACUCAUUGAAGUCUUUGGGUAAAGGAGUGCAGCUGAGACUGCUUGGCCUGAUUUGAAGACCAGAAAACCUAGGCUCCAAUUCUGUAGCUACGUAAGAUCUCCCCUUCAGCCAGUCUCCAGCAGAAUACUGGGUGGAACUAAGACAAGAUGGAAGCUUACAUGUGUAUGUGAGUGGGUCUGUAUAUAUGUGUGUAGUCCAAACAUGAACUAUUGAUUUUGGCAAGUCGGUUUCAAGAGCUUGCCAAGGGGUCUAGUCGGAUUUUUUUUUCUUUACAACUAUCCCAAUCACUUUUAUGUUUACUGUCCCUUUAGACAUAAACGGUCUUGGCUGUGUCCUGGCUCCCCCAAUCCUGAGCCAUUUGCCAGUAAUAACGACAGGCUAGGGGAAUAUCAGAGCUGCCCGAUAGAAAGAUAAAUGAAUCCAUUGCUGAAAAACUA
Molecule: messenger RNA, 2256 nt
Organism: Bufo bufo (common toad)
Lineage: Eukaryota; Metazoa; Chordata; Amphibia; Anura; Bufonidae
Exons: 3
Coding region: 187-1683 (498 amino acids)
Source: RefSeq, a predicted model, not a curated record